GCCAGCUAAACGUUCAGUUCGCUUUGCGCCGGCAAAUUCGAUAGAUUUUUGAGUUUGCUGAACCGAGUCGCUGGGGGAAAACUGUGUGACAGCCAGCCGUGUGUGGUGCGAUCCAGCCAAUUGAUACUGCGAUAAGAGGCGGCGAGCAAAAGUAAUUACCUCAUAGCCAUCAGCAUUCGAAAAUAGUAACCGUGUUUUCUGUGAUAUCUGUGCGCACAUAACUCAAGAAACAUAGCCACCAAGUCAACACAUAAAGCCCACCAAAAUGAUCAACAUGGACAUUAGCGUUACGCCCAACUACUCGUACAUCUUCGACUUCGAGAACGAUUUCAUACACCAGCGGACGCGCAAGUGGAUGCUAGAGAACUGGACAUGGGUGUUCUACUACUGCGGCAUCUACAUGCUGGUCAUAUUCGGUGGUCAGCACUUCAUGCAAAAUCGGCCGAGAUUCCAACUGCGCGGCCCACUGAUCAUAUGGAACACCUUGCUGGCCAUGUUCAGCAUCAUGGGAGCUGCCCGAACGGCGCCGGAGCUGAUUCACGUGCUGCGUCACUACGGACUCUUCCACUCCGUCUGCGUGCCCAGCUACAUCGAGCAAGAUCGCGUGUGCGGCUUCUGGACCUGGCUCUUCGUGCUCAGCAAACUGCCGGAGCUGGGCGACACGAUAUUCAUUGUGCUCCGCAAGCAGCCACUCAUCUUUUUGCACUGGUACCACCACAUCACCGUGCUGAUCUACUCGUGGUUCAGCUACACGGAAUACACUAGCUCUGCCCGCUGGUUUAUUGUGAUGAACUACUGCGUGCACUCGGUGAUGUACAGCUACUAUGCUCUGAAGGCGGCCCGCUUCAAUCCGCCCAGGUUCAUCUCCAUGAUCAUCACAUCGCUGCAACUGGCUCAAAUGAUUAUCGGAUGUGCGAUCAACGUGUGGGCCAAUGGCUUCCUGAAGACGCACGGCACCUCCUCCUGUCACAUCUCGCAGCGCAACAUCAACCUGUCGAUCGCCAUGUACUCCAGCUACUUUGUCCUGUUCGCGCGCUUCUUCUACAAGGCGUACCUGGCGCCCGGUGGUCACAAGAGCCGGCGCAUGGCCGCCUCCCUGGCAGCCCAGAAUGCGGUCAAGCAGUCGAGCAGCCCCCAGCAGGCCAGCGAGAGCUCCAAGUUCAUCGGCGCUGGCGAGGAUCAGGCCGCCUAUCUGCGCAAGGCCAAGGCGCAGUAAGGCGGCGGGGUUCGGCACAUCCGCACCUACUCCCAUCAUCACCACUCCCCUGUUUACGGCUAAGGACAUUUAUUUAUGUAGCGGUGUACAAGUUGUUUUUUAAUUUUAAACCUGGGUGGCACACUACCGGUCGGAUGAGAGUUUAAUUUUGUAAGCCAAAAGUUGUACGGUGUGGACAGACGUACGAACUAUAUAUCUGAACAUGUAUAUAAGAAACAGACGAACCUAAGCUAACCAAAACUCAGAGUCGAGUCAGAAAACUGUAUGUAAAUGGGGGCAUAGAAGCGAGUACAUGCAAAGCUUAGGGCACUAAGUGUACAGGCUUGAAUUUAAAUCUCUAGCCAAAGGGAGAUGUAAAGGGAACGCAAGGAACCUAGCUGCUCACUAGUUUGCAUGAAUUAAAUAAAUAGUCACUCUUCUUGAUACCUCUCGAUGUAAUUCCCAGCUGCAGUUUUAGAAGUGUGUUGUCAAGCCCAAAGUCGCUUAUGUUUAAUGUUUUCUUUUCCACUAGCCCUUGAAUGUAUUUCGAUAUUUGCGUUGUCAGCUAUUAUUUACCUCUCAGGUGGAAUUUUGUGUUGCCUCCCAAUUUUAGUUAAAAUUCUCAAGAAGGAUCAGACUCCUGCCUAAAGUUUGAAUAUCGCUCUGUAUGCGAUACUCAAACGACAGGCAUUCUUGGUUGAAAUAGAAUUUGAUUUGCUGGAGAACUGUUUUCCAGCUAUCACUUGUAGUUGGGGUCUGAGAACUUUGUACUUCUAAGUCUAUACGCAUAUAUAUUUAUAAAACCUAUAUUAACGGAAUAUUAAACACGUGAAAACGUAAAAAAUAAUAGCAACCAAUAACAAAACACUAAGUUAGUCUAUUGUUCCAAGAUCCAGAGCGCAAAUUGUUAUUGUAAAGUAAUAAACUGUUUUGAAAUCUGUAAGAACAAACAA
Messenger RNA from Drosophila teissieri, 2148 nucleotides. RefSeq names its product elongation of very long chain fatty acids protein 6 (gene Baldspot). The transcript has 5 exons. Gene Ontology annotation, cellular component: endoplasmic reticulum membrane. Gene Ontology annotation, molecular function: fatty acid elongase activity. The record is from RefSeq and is a predicted model, not a curated record. Lineage: Eukaryota; Metazoa; Arthropoda; Insecta; Diptera; Drosophilidae. Gene Ontology annotation, biological process: very long-chain fatty acid biosynthetic process; fatty acid elongation, saturated fatty acid; fatty acid elongation, monounsaturated fatty acid. The coding region runs from base 266 to 1216 and encodes 316 amino acids.